Brachypodium distachyon (stiff brome) is the source of this 922-nucleotide messenger RNA. RefSeq lists its product as uncharacterized. The transcript has a single exon. Lineage: Eukaryota; Viridiplantae; Streptophyta; Magnoliopsida; Poales; Poaceae. Bases 24 to 653 code for a protein of 209 amino acids. The record is from RefSeq and is a predicted model, not a curated record.
CGUCCAAUCGAAAACCGGUACGAAUGACACCCUACACUAGCCUAGCUAGCUCAAGAAAAGGCUGCUUUCUUUGGCUCAUUGCUCGUUCCCCUCCCUCCUCCUCCUCCUACGUCAAAUCACUCCCCCGCUCUCUCUGUCUUCACCCCACCACCAUCAUUGCCGAUCGAUCAUGCCCAGUUGCCAACGCCAAGGCUCAUCACUCCCACAUCCAUCUCCUCCUCCCACUUGAAUCCAUCCACUGCCUUCGUCAUUCCUCCCCGCAUCUGCCGUCGUUCCAACAAUUCUCCACACCGUAUAGAGAAUAUUCAGAGGUCAAGAGAUAUCCAGAGCUUGGCAUGAAGUGCAUCAAGAUUCUCAUACUGGUCUCCCUGAUCCCUCUGGCGCUGAGGGGGGCGUCGUCGUUUCUCGGCGACGCCGUCCACGUCGUCCCAGCACCUUCAUCUGAGCAGCACUCCAACUCCCGUGGCAGCAGCAGCUUGAGCGUCUCGGCGGCUCCGGCACGAGUGGAGCAGCAAUGGAGGCAGCGGCGGAGGACGAUGGGCCAGGCCGUUUUCGCCCCACGGCGGUUCGGCGGCGGCGGCGGCGGCGGCGGGUUCUUCCGGGACGACAAGAGGUUCGCGCCGACGGGGUCCAACCCGCUGCACAACCUCUGACUCUGACCGGCCGGCCCAUCAAUGGCCUCGGUUCAGCAUCGCUUUGUUUCGAAAUUUAUCUGUAAUGUCAUGUCAUUUUCUUCUUGUACAUAUACGGGUCCGUCGAAUUAAUUAUUGGGGUAGUUAUAAGUAUACUGUUUUGCUUAUUAGAUUUAAAAAAGUCGGGAGCUUAAUCUGAUUUGGAUGCCUAUUUCUGCUUGGUUGUUUUUCAUGUCUGUUGGCAAUUUGGUCUGGAAGGUUAUGAUGAACCAAGUGUACCUUUGCAUGCA